CAUACGCUCAAUCGGCUCUCAAUAUCUUUUGACAAGAAUUUUUUUCAAAGUGUUUAAGAAUUUGACAACAUAUUAGAUUACGAAAAUGUACAAGUCUCUUUUAGCUUUUAUCGUCUUAACGUUUACUUCAGCAUGUCUUGAUCCUGUCGAUUGUAAGUUGCCUUCGCCUAUGCCCGAAGAGCACAGUAACGAGGAAAUUGAUCACAAUCACAUCGUGAUCAGCGAUAUAAGCAAUCUGUAUCGGAACGAAAAGUAUUCUGAUGUUGUUUUAGUUGUCGGUGGAAAUCGGUUGCACGCCAAUCGUGAUGUUUUAGCCGCACGCAGUUCAUAUUUUAGCAAAUUAUUUUAUGGAAGUUAUGCAGAAGCGAAAAAGUCUGAGGUGCCAAUUAAGGAAGGAUCAGUAACCUCAUUUACAAUACUUCUAAAGUAUAUUUAUACUGGUCAGAUGAAUUUAAGUGAUCUAGAGUAUGAAGUUAUUGUAGAAUUAUUUAGAAUUUCGGAUUACUACGGUUUUCAAAAGUUACAAUAUUCACUGUCCGAGUAUUUGCGUAGUACCAUUAGUAUACACAAUGUAUGUUCGUUGUUUACUGUGGCACGACUUCAUCAACAAAAAAAAUUCACAGGCGACUUACUCGAAUUUAUUGAAACCAACGCUAUGGAUGUAUUGCAGUCUAAAGAAUUUCUGUCUUUGUCGCCCGUAGACCUUCGAGAAAUCCUCAUUCGUGACACGUUUAAUGCUAGAGAAUUCGAUAUAUUCAGUGCGGUUAAUCGCUGGAUCCAAAAGAACGGAAAACACCUAGAUCGUGAUGCAAAAUCUAAAGUUUUAUCUGCUGUCCGAUGUCCGUUGAUGAGUGAUGAAGAACUGACGAAGGUUUCGGAAUCACGAUUGAUUAGUUUGGAUACAAUUUCGAGGGCCAAAAUAUUAAGAAACACCGGGCGACCACAUACGAUUGGGUUUCGAGCACAGCGAAAACCCGAUGUAAAUCUUGCUGAGGGUUCUUCGGUUACAUAUAACGAUAACGGUGGUAUUAUGAUAAGGUUGAGUCAUCCAUCAACCAUAAACUAUAUCAAAAUAAUAUUACCUAAAGAAGAUUUAGCUUAUUACAUAGAAGUUUCAAUGGGCGAUAACGAUUGGGUGAAGGUAAUAGAUUAUUCAGAUUAUAUUUGCCGUUCAGUUCAACGUUUGUGGGUUUAUCCAAUUGCAGCAUGGUAUAUUCGUAUAGUAUAUAUUCGAACCAAAAAUACUGUUAAUAAACCAUGCAAAUUUGAAGAAAUCUCGUACAAAACAAACAGACAUCACUUGGUGGAAAUCGAAAAUGAAAUAGUUGCUCCAAAAUACAAUGUUAUUUCGUCGUUAAAGAAUGCACUUAUAAUCAAAGGUGAAAGUCGUUAUGAAAAUAAUACGCUAUUGGACCACUUAGAUGAAUGCGAUAUGUAUAAAAGAUAUACAUGGCAUCAGCUGGGAUCAGGUUGUAUAUUGAUUCAGCUACCACAACCUUAUAUGCUUAGUUCAAUGAGGAUGUUGCUUGAAAUCGAUCCUAACGAGUUAGUAUUCUUCAAGUACACUAUUGAAGUAUCGGUAAAUAACAAAGAAUGGAAAAUGAUCGUAAAUAAAACUAAAAGGGAGACACAAUCAAUGCAGUUGUUGAACUUUGAUCCUACCCCGAUAGUGUUUAUCCGAAUUACUGGCGUUCACUGUUCAGAUGGCGAUGAGUUUCGUUGUGUAUAUUUGGAGGCUCCCGCCAAAGUAAAGUUAGAUUCCGACGAUGACAGUGAUGACAGCGACGAAACAGAUGAUCCGAUGUCAGGUGCAUCAGAUUAUAGCUACAGUCAAUAACCAAAUUUGUAGUGGAAGCAAAGGUUUGAUUCCAUUUGCACUUAACAAGAUUGACAUAUAUAUCCAACACCUAUU
Molecule: messenger RNA, 1912 nt
Organism: Adelges cooleyi (spruce gall adelgid)
Lineage: Eukaryota; Metazoa; Arthropoda; Insecta; Hemiptera; Adelgidae
Product: BTB/POZ domain-containing protein 9-like
Exons: 11
Coding region: 86-1837 (583 amino acids)
Biological process (GO): circadian behavior; modulation of chemical synaptic transmission; adult locomotory behavior
Molecular function (GO): protein binding
Source: RefSeq, a predicted model, not a curated record